AUGGUGAGCUACCGUUUCCUCGUCCAGAAUAUGUUCGGGUUCUUCGUGGGCUGCGAGUUCCUCCACAUCCCACGCACGGAAAAUGAGGCCGCCAACACGCUCGCCAAGAUCGCCUUGUCCCGGCAGUCCAUCCCAUCUGGCGUCUCCCUCGAGCACCUGCACAAGCCGUCCGUCAAGCCGUCUCCGGCCUCCGAGUCCAUCUACGUCCCGGACAACCCGGCCGCACCUCAACCCAGCCCGGGGACUGCCGAUCCCAGCCCGGGGACUGCCAAACCUAGCUCGGGGGCUGCUGAACCCGGCCCGGGGGCUGCAGCCGCCGACCCAGCCGCCGUUGUUCCCAACCCGGCCGCCGCCCUCCCUAACCCGGGGGCUGCCGACCCCGGCUCGGGGGCUGCCGCCCCGGAACCCGCCAUGGUGGCCGCCUUCGCCGUGGUAACGGCACCAUCGUGGGCCCUGCCCAUCUCGGAGUUCCUGGAAAACAGGGUUCUCCCCAUGGACGAGACCGAGGCCCAGCAAGUGCAGCGCUGA
Aegilops tauschii subsp. strangulata is the source of this 528-nucleotide messenger RNA. RefSeq lists its product as uncharacterized. The record is from RefSeq and is a predicted model, not a curated record. Lineage: Eukaryota; Viridiplantae; Streptophyta; Magnoliopsida; Poales; Poaceae.